UCGCUACAAAGCACCUCCAGUGUUAACGGUGCAGUGUGUCCCCAAGAGCGUACGUAGAACUGGCAGCCUGGAGCUUUGACAAUGCUGCCAAACAUAGACACUGAAACCAACUUCCUCUACAUUCAGGAUUCGGGAUCAGACCAAAUGUUGAUACAGAAUUCCCAGGUUAAAAUGGAGUACCCCGUUGAACCAGUGUGUGAGGAGUUGUGUCCGAUUUGUGGAGACAAAGUCUCAGGAUACCACUAUGGACUCUUAACGUGUGAAAGCUGUAAGGGCUUCUUUAAGCGCACAGUUCAGAACAAUAAACACUACACCUGUGUGGAAAACCAGAACUGUCAGAUUGACAAAACCCAGAGGAAGCGUUGUCCUUACUGUCGAUUUCAGAAGUGUCUGACUGUGGGGAUGAAGCUGGAAGCUGUGAGAGCAGAUCGUAUGCGCGGUGGCCGCAAUAAGUUUGGACCCUUGUACAAGCAAGACAGGGCGUUAAAGCAACAGAAGAAGGCUCUUGUCCAUGGCAACAGAGUUAAGCUGGAUCCCACCACGUAUAUGAUGCAAAGCCUUCCAACAGACCUGAGUGGGUCCAUCAGCAGUGAAAGCCUGCACUCAGCAUCCAGAUGCUUAUCCUUAAGUUACAACAGCCUAUCAUCACCAACAGGAGACCAGGAUGGCAGCUUGAUUGGCUCCUUGCCGGUCAAUAUGUCAAUCGCAGCUCAUGGCACCAUGGCAGGGUACCAACUAUGCAGCCCCUUCCCAAGCUGUCAUGUCAAGUCAGAGUACAUGGACCCCAGUUACUCAGGCUCCCAGGAGUCGUUGCUUGGCAACCCCUACAUUGUGGCCUACAGGCCCAGCUCAACUGCAGCCGUACCACAGUUGAUGCAGGAGUUGGUAAAGUGUGAGCCAGAUGAGGCGCAGGUCCGAGUGAAGAUCUUGAACUACCUGCAGCAAGAGCAGACCUCCAGAGGGAAACAUGAGAGGCUCAACACCUUCGGAAUCAUGUGCAAGAUGGCCGAUCAAACCUUGUUCUCCUUGGUGGAGUGGGCCAGAAGCAGUAUCUACUUCAAGGAACUGAAGGUUGACGAUCAGAUGAAACUUCUUCAGAACUGCUGGAGUGAGCUGCUAAUCAUGGACCAUAUCUACAGGCAGUUGGCUCAUGGGAAGGAAUCAAGUAUCCUUCUUGUCACUGGGCAACAGAUCGACCUUUCAACCAUCUCUUCACAAUCGGGAGCCACAUUGAAUAAUCUGGUGAACCGCACGCAGGAAUUGAUAGCCAAGCUCCGGUCCCUGCAGACAGAUCGUCACGAGUUUGUCUGCCUGAAAUUCUUGGUCCUCUUCAGCCCAGAUGUGAAGAACCUGGAAAACCGGCCCUUUGUGGAGAGUAUCCAGGAGAAGGUCAACAGGGCUCUGAUGGACUACACCAUGCGCUUCCCCCAACAAGUGGACCAGUUUGGGCAGUUACUCCUACGGCUUCCGGAGAUACGAGCCGUCAGCAUGCAAGCCGAGGAAUACCUUUAUCUCAAGCACUUGAAUGGAGACGUGCCUUGUAACAACUUGCUGAUUGAAAUGCUCCAUGCCAAGCAUGUCUGAUGGGCGAAAGAGAGCUCGACACUGCACAGAAGGUCCUUGGGCAUCCAACGGAGAACAUGUAUUGAAACAAAUUUGCACAUAGUUGCAGGCUUAAUAUUAAAUACAGCCUCCAUAUUUUUGAAUGGAGUACAAUUUCUUCUGGACUCUAUUUAUAAUGAAACCAUUGUUGUUUUGUCCCAUUGGAAAAUAUGAUCCACCACUGUACUUGAGUGGAAUACCAAGUCAAAGCAAGAAGAUUCAAGCUGGUAAAGAUGAGGGUGGAUGUCCAGUGGAUAUGUGCUACUUGCCCAGUAAUCCAUGAUCUAAUGAGUUAAAGAAAUGAGCUCAAAUGCAACCAUGCCAGUUGGGGGAACUUAGAUUGGGUAGAUUAAAUAAUAAGAAAAUUAAAAUCUAAUAAGCUGUGACCAUGAACAUAUAAGAUUGUUAUAAAAGUCCAUCUGGUUCACUAAUGUCUUUUAAGGAAGAUUGUGAUCCUUGUAUGUGACGUCAGGCCAUGGUAGUGUAGCUCAUCGAAAGUGGCUUCACAAGCCACGUGAUUCAAGGACACUGUUGCUCCACCAGCAAUGCUCACAUUCCAGGAAUAAGUAAAAGAAUUCGGCUUGAAAGGAUGAGAUGGACCACUGGUGUCCACAGGACAAGGUCGAUGUAUAUAUGAAAAUAAUUUGGUGAUGCCUCGUAUAAUUUGCAGUUUUGUCUGGCACUUGGGGGAGGUCUGGGCGAUGGAGAAGCAAAUCUAACAGCAAAAUGGAAAACUCCGUCAGGCUUGCCAGUGUCUAUGAGCGUCAAAUACUAAUAAGUCCCACCGCCAAAUUAAUGAAGAGUCUAGGUAGUUAUUGGGUGGUGCUGAGAGACUGAGGUGAGAUAGCCACUGUGUACAACACUUUUGAUGCUUCUACUUGAUCAGCACCCAUCCACCAAUCCAAAUGUUCAUUCACUCUAACACAUAGCUUUUGUGGUGCAUACCAUCCACAAAACGAGUACUCAUCUCAGUGCAUCUUAAACCCUUGACCUUGACCAACUGGAAGUACAGAGGUGUCAGGCAAAGUUGGGGGGGUGGGGGGUGGGAGGGCAUUGCCAUUUUACAAGAUCCACCCCAACCAUGCACCACCCUAACUUGGAAACGUACCGCUCAACUUUCAUGCACUGCUCACUCUUAGACAGGGACAUGAAUAUUGCAGAGAAUGGAGGGAUAUAGACCAUGUGCAGACAGAAGGGAUCAGGUGUCAUUAACUUAAUUAGUUCAGUGCAACGUCAUGGGCCAAGGGACCUGUUCCUGUGUUGUGCCGUUCUAUGUUCUAAGUUCUCUCUUUGCUGCGUCUAAAUCUGCAACUUGCUACCUAACAACACUGCAGGAGUUCCUUCACCACAAGGAGUGUAGUGGUUUAAGAAGGUGGCUCACCACCACCUUGUUGGGGGCAUUUAAGGCAAUAAAUGCUGACCUUGCUUGCAACACCUGAAUUUUUAAAAAUGUGUUCAUAGAGUUGACCAAGUCAUAGAAUCCUCAGCGGUCCUGUACAGGUAGGGUCCCCAGACUGACUGUCCCCAUCCACACUUGAAGAAGGUUCCUCUCACGAGGAAGCAGAAUAUCAGCAUAAAGCUUCUGGAAAGGAAAGGGUAGGGAAGGGUUGGCUAUAGAAAUCUCUAAAGUUACUGCAGGAUCUGGCUUUGGGAGCAGCACCAGGUUUGGAAAUCCCAGAUCCACUAGAUCAGUCGUUCUGAAGGCAAACUAGACAAUGUGGCUCAGAAUUAUAUCUGCAUUGUGUCUUGUCAUUCUGUGACUACUUAAAACUAUCAAGAAAGCCUCAAAAGUUCGAGAAAUUUGAUAACGCCAAUUAAAAACAAUACUGCAUUGUCAGGCACCCUCAUCAGGCUUUACUGUGCGAAUUUCUUGCUGUUGCCAACUCUGAGACACUCAGCUAAGAACUCAGCAGUCAGUCCUUAAAGACACACACAUUCUAGUUGCUAUAUACUGCUGAUAACUUCAAGUCUACCCCAGUGAAUCCUGAGGGCAGGGUCAAUGGGUUUACUGAGCGGGACCUCAAUCAGCUUGUUGAUAAUUGGUUUAUUAUUGUCACAUGUACUGAGAUACAGUGAAAAUCUUUUAUUUACCUGUCAUCUAGACAAUCAUUCUGUACAUAAGUACAAUGAGGUACUGCAAAAGGGAAACAAAAACAGAAUCCUGAAUAUAGUGUUCAAAAUGCAGAAUAUAGUGUUAUUGUUACAGAGAAAGUGCAGUGUAGGUAGACAAAUAAAGUGCAAGGGCCAUGACGAAGUAGAUUGAGAAAUCAAAAGUUCACGUUUAGCAUAUAAGAGGUCCAUUCAAGUGUCUUAUAACAGCAGGAUAGAAGCUGUCCUUGAGCCUGGUGGUAUGUGUUCUCAAACUUAACAUCACCCAUGGGAAGGGAUGUCCUCUCAUGUAUGUACAAAAUGGGACAGGAUAUUGAUUUUGCACAUCCACAAUCUGGAUGUCCAGUCCUUUGCAAAACUAUUGGCUGACAUCUGGGACUCUCCAAGGUAACAGGCAGAGCAUCUUUCCAGGGAGCCUGUCCAAACACAUGAGUGCUUACAUGUUGGGGAAAUCUGAGGAGCAGAUAAAACCCUUUGGCUGGUCUGCCUGUUCCUGUGGGCUAAUGGAGCAGUCAAUGAUCUAGUGGGAUAGAAUCAAUUGAUCCUCUCAUGGGAGACGCUCUGUGGCAAACUGCAAUGUGUGGCAUAAUCAGCACAGCCUGUGGCUGGGAAGUGGAGGGUGAUGAUGAUCUGUUCCCUGGUAUCACCCAUGGUGGUAGGACGAGACAGUUUGUGAUCCAGUUUUAGUUGCAAUAGCCUGAGUAAAGAGGGGUCAGUGUUGAGAGUGAACAAGGAGUAGAGCAUGCAGUGAGUGUGGAGAUUGUGAGCAGUGGUGUGGGUUUGAGUGUUGGUUUUGUGUGACUAGCUCUUUAAAUCAUGUUCUUUCUGAGUCUUCAGUAACCGUGGUAGAAUAAUUAAUGUUGUUAUACAAACCAAUGUGGUCAAAAACCUUGGCAGAGACAGGUUAUGGGUUUUGCACCACAGUUGGCACUGUUUGUGGGAGCAAGAAGCUGGAGAAAACAACGUGAAGGAACAACAAAAUCUCCUAGUGAAAUAACCAGGCAAUAUUAGUGACUGGUAUCGUCACACCCGGAAGGUGCACAAAAUUGGUUAAUGCGCGUUAAUGCAAUUUUCAACUUUGCCACACCAUUUUUUUCCUGUGCAUUAUUGGCCCAAUGUAUGUAGUAAAGUAGGUACAGGGCAAACAAGUACUGACAUAUUCAAGUCACAUUGGAUACAAAUGACGAAACAAUAAACCCGGGCUGAUUGAAGUGACUGCCUGAAUUGAAGUGCCUGUUCAAUCUUCGUUCAGCUUCUGAUGGAAGCAAACUCUGAACACAGAGCAUCGUCAAACAACCUUGCACUAAUGUAUUAAGGUAACAAAGUGUCUGAUCUUCUGACUCCCCAGUUCCCACAAAGGAAGGGUGUGAUGAACAUGCUCCACUUGCCUGGAUGAGCGCAGCUGUAGCAACAUUCAAGAAACUCCGCACCACCCAGGACGAAACGGUCUGCUUCAAUUGUGGUCCAGGAUUCAUCUCAGUGCAUUUGUCCACUAAAAUCAUUUAUGACAAGCCCUCCACCCCACUCCACUACCCUUACUAAGCAGCAGGGUAAGUCAACAAGGUGAACAUCUUCUUCAACACGUUCUUCGAUGUACUGCGGUACCACAGGACAACCUCUCCCUUGGUUAUGAAAUCUACAUAUGGAUUGCUAAAAGAACUGCAGAUGCUGGAAACCUGAAAUAAAACCAAAAUGUGCUGGAAACACUCAGCAGUUCAGGGAACAUCUGUGGAAAGAGAAGCAAAGAGAAUGGUAAAUUGGUUUAUUAUUGUCGCAUUUACAGUGAAAAACUUUGUUUUGCAUGCCGUCCAUACGGAUCAUUUCAUCACAUCAGUACAUCGAGAUAGUGCAAGGGAAAAACAAUAACUGAAUGCAGAAUAUAGUGUACAAUUACAGAGAAAGUGCAGUGCAGGAAGACAAUAAGGUGCAAGGCCAUGACAAGGUAGAUUGUGAGGUAAGGAGUCCCAUCUUAUCAUACAAGUGGUCCAUAUAGUAGUCUUAUAACAGUGGGAUAGAAACUGUUCUUGAGCCUGCUGGUACGGGCUUUCAGGCUUUUUGACUGACGGGAGGGGGAAGAAGAGAGAAUGUCUGGGGUGGGUGGGGUCUUUGAUUAUGCUGGCUGCUUUACCGAGCCAGCGAGGUGUGGACAGAGUCCAUGCAGGGGAGGCUGGCUAUCGUGAUGUGCUGAGCUGUGUCUACAACUCUCUGCAGUUUCUUGCAGUGUUGGGCAGAGCAGUUCAUAGAGUGCAUGGAGUUAUACAGCACAGAAACAGGCCCUUUGGCCCAACUGGUCCAUGUUGGUCAAGAUGCCCCAUCCAAGCUAGUCCCAUUUGCCAGCAUUUGGCCCAUAACUUCUAAACCUUUCCUAUCCAUGUACCCGUCCAACUUCUUAUAAAAUUUGUUGUUGUACCAGUUGCCAUACCAAGCCAUGAUGCAUUCGGAUUGGCUGCUUUCCAUGAGACCUUUCUGAUAACACGUUAAAUAAAAUCACUCAGAAAAUGACAGUAUGGUGAUAUCCUAACUCUCCGCAUUCAGUUCCAUUUACUACCCAGCCUUUGGAAUGCUCCAAUACAGGAAUCAUUCUCUCAGGAACCAACACGUCUUGGCUGGGUUUGGCCAUCAAUACCGAAUGGGCCAAUCUCAGCAGGAAAAGUGGUGGUGAAAUAUACAUGUGGUAAACAUAAUCCGUCACUUAAGUCAUUGCAGCACAGAGUUGAAAAGUACACUGGUAUGAGUGAGCACAGAAUCCGAUGCCUUCCACAGUUAAAGAGUGCAUUUGUCAAUUCAUUGCCUACUUGCAAACUGCCUUGCAGGCAGAUAAGCUGCAAGCACCUGAGGAAACUAUGCCCUCAAGUAGAUCAAUGCAAGCAAUGCGUGCCAGGUCAAGUGACUGUAGUGGUACAGUGGUGUGAGCUGAUUUCAUCUGCAAAGUGUCUGCAUUAUACUGAAUGAUCUCAUUUCUGGACGUUUCCAGGUCUGUACAUCAGCUGAUCUUCGAGCAGAGAUCGCUGUUUACCACGAAUUUCACCAGCAAUAUCACUAUUGUUACCUGCCAUACCCUGCUUCUGAUAUUUAAUCCCAUUGAUUGCACUGGGACCAAAUUACAGAUGAAAAGGGCAACCUGAUUGCAUGCCGAACCCUUGGAUCUGAGGAUCACCUUCUCCACCUGAUCCUCUUUUUCCUGAAAAGCCUGUGCCUAUUGAAGGGUAAAUGCAACCUUCAUGACUUGAGAUUGAGAGAUUUACAUGGGAGGUGGAGCAGGGUGAAGGUAGACAGUGGCCAUAAUGGUAUUGAAUGGCAGAACAGAUUCAAGGGGCUGAAUGGCCUCAAAUAGGUGCCUCAGUUGCACAAAAUUAACCAACAGUGAGUGAGGUUUUAUUGCUAAAGUCCAGAGUGUUGGACAUUGUUUCUUUCAGCUGUGAGGGUAAUGGAAGGUGAGAAUAGGUGUUCAUCGACACUUAAGCAAGGGAUGGCUCAGAGGGAAGGUGUGCUGCUUCCUGGGGUGCAUUCCAGACACAUCCAUUGCAAACAGUGCUACAGGAGCAAUUCACUUACAUGCGGCUGCCAACUCUGUCUGGACAUUUUCUUGUAGAGGUUGUCGCACGUCCUUCUGCCCCCAACUGCCCCACCCCCACCUUCCUGCCAUUGGUUGCCUGACCAAUUGUCUUCAUGGUGACCAAGCUUCCCACAGCCAAUAGGAAAGUGAAUAGACUCAACAUGGCCCAAUUGAAUCAUUCCUGACUCUGGGUCACAUUCUUUCCAUGUCCAAUGUUCUUAAAAAAUAAAAAAAUAUAUACUUUUUCAAUCUUUUAUUGCUCCAAUUGGCUUCCAUGGGUUUUCUUUCAUUGACGUCCUGGAGAUUACAAUUUAAUGGUGACAAGUUACUGGGCCAAGGAUAUGAGUCUAAUUAAAAAUAUCCUGCAGUUUAAUUAAAGAUAUACCAGGUGUAAACAGCUGAUCUUUGUGACCAUAAAUCUGUUGGUAAAAGUAAUACAAAACUGGCUUAUCAAGACCUUUUGAGGAAAUAAAUCUGUUGUCCCAUUGUAGUCUCUGACCUCAGUCCUGCCACAAAAUGGCUGAUUUCUCUAUCAGCAGUCAGUGGGAAGCUAUGCAGUUGGGAGAGCCAGGAAUCAACAACAAGAUGUCACAGGUAAACUCUAGAUAAAAGAUAGAUGUAAAACAAGGGCAUGCUCUCAAGUUAAACAAUCUUCUGACGUUCACUUUUUCAUGGUCAAGUAUCAAGAUAAAUUGCUCAGUUUAGGUAAUAUAGCUUCCCCUGGUGCAUGUGGAACUCUGGAGACAAAGGGAGAAAUUUCAAAAGAUAACAAUUGCUUUUUGAAUUGAAUAUAAGUAGAAACAUUUCAAGCUACUACUAAAAAUCCCUGAAUGAUUAAUUAGGAAUGCUGAGGUGCAACUUGCACUGAAACUUCAGACAAGAAUUCCAUAAAUGUUUCUCCACAUUAUUGUUGGUUUGUGUGCCUGUCAUGUGGAUGAUUAACCACUUGUUACUUGGAUGGAGAGUAAAAGGGAUAGGAUGUUGACUUUGGAAAAAUGUGUCAGAAUCAAGAAAACUCUAAUUUGUUCAACACUGUGUUGUGAACUUGCAGUUGUUUUUGAAUGAAUUGUUCGAACUGUGGUCCCACCAUGUAAGGCCUGUAAUUUGCAUUAAGGAAAAGGAAUUUAAGGUGUUGGCUCCAAUUUUGACAUUGAUUCUUUCUAUUAAUAAGUAUAUGGAUUCUGACAUGAUUUGUUUGUAAUUGUUCCAGACCUGAAUGGAAAUUCAUUCAGCAGUUGUUACCAAUGAAGGGAGAUUAACCACUUAACCCCAGCCAGUGUAGUUAACUGAUUAUACUGAUGUGGAAUUUACCAUUACAAAGGGAGUGCCCUUCAAUUCUCAGCCUCAAAAUGAAACCUCUGCAGGUUUGAGUAUUGAACACACUAUUUAGUGAAUUCAAAUUGUGAAAUCUUUAGUGUGUCACUGACAGGAAAAGAUCUGGUGUAUCCUCUCAAGUGCUUGUAAAAGAUUCUAUAACUUGUCUUCAACUUCGAAGCAGCACUACUGAAUAAAAUACACUGUCCAUUUACCUCUGUUUUGUGAAUCCUGCUGCAAAUGCAUUGUUUAAAAAGCACUUCAUCGAUUGUGAAGCACCUUGGG
Molecule: messenger RNA, 8866 nt
Organism: Pristis pectinata (smalltooth sawfish)
Lineage: Eukaryota; Metazoa; Chordata; Chondrichthyes; Rhinopristiformes; Pristidae
Product: nuclear receptor subfamily 5 group A member 2-like
Exons: 7
Coding region: 82-1584 (500 amino acids)
Biological process (GO): regulation of transcription by RNA polymerase II; hormone-mediated signaling pathway; tissue development
Cellular component (GO): RNA polymerase II transcription regulator complex
Molecular function (GO): nuclear receptor activity; RNA polymerase II cis-regulatory region sequence-specific DNA binding; zinc ion binding
Source: RefSeq, a predicted model, not a curated record